AUGGAGACAUCUUCAUCAGAAACUCCUGGAGUUUCUGUUCCAAAUGCUGGCUCGGCAGACCCGGCUUCUUCUGUCCCGCAAAGACGGGGUAAAAGAACAGCUCGGGAUGCUGCCUUAGGACCGACACGAGAAGAAGACACUUCUCAGGGUUCACAGGAGCAAUCCUGUGCCAAAAGACAACGCUUUGAUCUUUCCACCAAGGGCUCCUGCAAAGCCCAUGACUCGGCCUGCUGCUUUCUAACAAAGCUCCGUAAAAUUGUGGACAGCGACUGCUUCCAGUCCAUCUGGUGGGGCGACGAUGAGAACACCAUUGUGAUUGAGGAAACCCUCUUCAAAACAGAAGUGCUGGGAAGGACAGGACCUCUACACAACCUCAGCAUCGGCUGCAUGAAAGCCUUCGUUCGUCAGCUCCACCUGCACGGCUUCUUCAUUGUGGACAGCGAUUUGCCCACAGCUGCCUCUCGGGCAAAACGCCCAGCAGGCGCAGCCGCGUCUGUUUGCAGUGAGUUGCUCUGCUACUACAACCCCAGUUUCAAGAAAGAGUACCCAUGUCUGCAGAAAUGGUUCAAGCGGAGCGCUGGCGUACGAAGGAGAGCAUCAGCUGCAUUCCCACCAGAGCUGGAUUUCGAGGAGGGCCCCGUGAGCAGCCCUCCGAACAGACGGUGA
Messenger RNA from Lagopus muta (rock ptarmigan), 666 nucleotides. Its product is annotated as heat shock transcription factor, Y-linked-like. Gene Ontology annotation, molecular function: DNA-binding transcription factor activity; sequence-specific DNA binding. The record is from RefSeq and is a predicted model, not a curated record. Bases 1 to 666 code for a protein of 221 amino acids. NCBI's taxonomy places the organism in Eukaryota, Metazoa, Chordata, Aves, Galliformes, Phasianidae. Gene Ontology annotation, biological process: regulation of DNA-templated transcription. The transcript is spliced from 2 exons.